AUGGAAGAACAAACACAAACAGUUAUUGAUCAAAAUGUUGUUGAAACAUCACCAACCAUUUCUGCACCUACUGCUAUGAUUAGCGCAGAGGCGCCAAUUAUAUUUUCUAAAGCGUGUGAAAUCUUUAUAACAGAAAUUACCAUGAGAGCUUGGAUUCACGCAGAAGAAAAUAAACGGCGUACAUUACAACGAAGUGACGUUGCAUCAGCUGUCAAUAGAUCUGAUCAAUUCGAUUUUUUGAUAGACAUUGUUCCUAGAGAAGAAAUGGCAAAAACUGUAAAUAGAAGACAAAAGGAAGAAACUUCUACAGAACAAGUUUUCAGCGAUCAAAAUGUCUCGGCAUAUUACACACAACAACCUGGUCUUCAAUUCACAUCAGAAAAUGAAACUAGUUAUUUCCAACAAUCAAAUAAUUAG
Entrophospora candida is the source of this 417-nucleotide messenger RNA. NCBI's taxonomy places the organism in Eukaryota, Fungi, Glomeromycota, Glomeromycetes, Entrophosporales, Entrophosporaceae. The record is from the annotation of a GenBank genome assembly.